Molecule: messenger RNA, 3463 nt
Organism: Gracilinanus agilis (Agile Gracile Mouse Opossum)
Lineage: Eukaryota; Metazoa; Chordata; Mammalia; Didelphimorphia; Didelphidae
Gene: OTUD7A
Product: OTU deubiquitinase 7A
Exons: 16
Coding region: 465-3266 (933 amino acids)
Biological process (GO): protein K63-linked deubiquitination; protein K48-linked deubiquitination; protein deubiquitination involved in ubiquitin-dependent protein catabolic process
Cellular component (GO): cytoplasm; nucleus
Molecular function (GO): cysteine-type deubiquitinase activity; K63-linked polyubiquitin modification-dependent protein binding; zinc ion binding
Source: RefSeq, a predicted model, not a curated record
AGGAGAAGGAGGUGGAGGAGGAGGAGAAGGACGAGAAGGAGGAGGAUCCCGGUGACUGAGAGCGGCAGCUGGGAAAGGGAGAGAGACAGAAAGAAGAGAGAAAGAGGGGGGGGAACCAAACCAGCUGAUUUGAUUUCCUUUUAGUUUAAAGCAAAAGAAAAUGGAAGUCGGUUAAUAAAGGAUUGGAGCAGGCGUAGAGAGCAGGGUUGACAGUGUCUCCUAGAGGACUGCUAUCAAUUCUGCAGUUUCCAUCAGAAGUUGUGCUUAGUGAUGUCUGGACACCAAAUGGAAAUCACUGUUGCUGAAGUAAAUAACUAGCAAAUUCUCAGGGGUUGUGAUAUCACACCACACAUUUUAUUGUGGCAAAAAUGGACUAUUUUCAACAGUGGAAAGUACCAUGUUGACAAAGUAUAAUUCUUGACUGCCACAUGCCUCCAGAAGACGUUGAAGUCUGUUAAAAAUGGAUGGCUUCUAGUCUGCUCUUGAACCCCACCUCUGCUGAGUGUUGGGCAGCACUUCUACAUGAUCACAUGACUCUUGAUAUGGACGCAGUCCUGUCAGACUUUGUUCGGUCCACAGGGGCAGAACCAGGUCUGGCAAGAGACCUGCUGGAAGGCAAAAACUGGGACUUGACUGCAGCUCUGAGUGACUAUGAGCAACUCCGACAGGUUCAUACAGCCAACCUACCACAGGUAUUCAAUGAAGGAAAAUACUACAAGCCACCAGAAAGAGAACCAUCCCAACAGGUGAACAAAAUUGAACGACCCUGCCUUCAAAGACAGGAUGACAUUGCCCAAGAAAAACGUCUUUCCAGAGGUAUUUCUCAUGCCAGCUCAGCCAUAGUCUCCCUUGCCCGAUCCCAUGUGGCCAAUGAAUGCAGCAAUGAACAAUUUCCCCUGGAGAUGCCCAUCUACACAUUCCAACUGCCAGACCUCAGCGUGUACAGUGAAGACUUCAGGAGCUUCAUUGAACGUGAUUUAAUUGAACAGGCAACGAUGGUUGCCUUGGAGCAGGCAGGUAAAUACAAUUGGAAAAAAACAAUCUGUAGCACAGCCCAACUUAUUCUAUCUCUUCUCCAAACUGGUACAUGUCAUUGCCUCAUAUACCUCUACUCCACAGGCAUGUGGGGAUUUCACGACCGGGACCUGGUUUUGCGUAAGGCUCUCUAUACCAUGAUGAGGAGUGGAGCAGAAAGGGAAGCACUGAAGCGGAGGUGGAGGUGGCAACAGACCCAGCAGAAUAAGGAGUCAGGGUUAGUUUAUACAGAAGAAGAGUGGGAGCGAGAAUGGAAUGAGCUCUUGAAGCUGGCGUCCAGUGAACCUCGAACUCAUUUCAGCAAAAAUGGAGGCACCGGUGGUGGAGUGGACAAUUCUGAGGAUCCUGUAUAUGAAAGCUUAGAGGAGUUCCAUGUUUUUGUCUUAGCCCAUAUACUAAGAAGACCAAUUGUCGUUGUAGCAGAUACAAUGUUAAGAGACUCGGGGGGAGAAGCAUUUGCUCCAAUUCCAUUUGGAGGAAUCUACUUGCCUCUGGAAGUCCCACCUAACAGAUGUCACUGCUCCCCUCUGGUCCUAGCCUACGAUCAAGCUCAUUUCUCUGCCCUUGUGUCCAUGGAACAAAAAGAUCAACAAAGAGAGCAAGCGGUUAUCCCUCUCACCGACUCUGAACACAAGUUACUACCUUUGCACUUCGCAGUUGAUCCUGGAAAGGACUGGGAAUGGGGAAAAGAUGACAAUGAUAAUGCCAGAUUAGCCAAUUUGAUACUAUCUCUAGAAGCCAAGCUGAACCUUCUGCACAGCUACAUGAAUGUCACUUGGAUCCGAAUCCCCUCUGAAACCCGGGCUCCUUUGGCCCAGCCCGAAUCUCCUACAGCUUCUGCGGGGGAGGAUGUUCAGUCUCUGGCUGACUCCAUGGACUCAGACCGAGAUUCCAUCUGUAGUAAUUCCAAUAGCAAUAAUGGCAAAAAUGGAAAAGAAAAAGAGAAGGACAAACAGAGAAAGGAAAAGGACAAGAACAGGACUGAUUCUGUGGCCAAUAAGCUGGGGAGUCUCAGCAAAACCCUUGGAAUCAAACUGAAGAAGAACAUGGGAGGCCUUGGGGGGCUGGUCCAUGGGAAAAUGGGACGAGCCAAUUCAGGGAAUGGGAAGAAUGGUGAUGGGACAGAUAAAGUCAAGGAGAAGAAAUCUAAAUCCCGAAAAGGCAGCAAGGAGGAGUCGGGCCAGUCGGCGAGCACAUCUCCCUCAGAAAAAAACACCCCAUCUCCCACGGACAAGGCAAGUGUAUCUCCCGUCGAGAAAAACACCAAGACUCUCUCAGAUAAGCAGUCAGACCCUUGGAAGUACAGUACCGAUGUGAAGCUAAGCCUUAACAUCUUGAGAGCCGCCAUGCAAGGAGAGCGUAAGUUCAUCUUUGCUGGUCUCCUCCUGACCAGUCACCGGCAUCAGUUCCACGAGGAAAUGAUUGGUUACUACUUGACCAGUGCUCAGGAGCGCUUCAAUGCGGAGCAGGAGCAGAAACGGAAAGAGGCAGAGAAGAAAGCUUCCCUCAGCGGGUCCUCUUGCAGGAAAUUGGAACAAGAGGCCUUCUCCAAGGAAAAACUGGAAUCGUCCCCUCAGGACAGGGCAUCACCCGUCUUGCCUCAAAGCCAUACAACUCAACUUGUUUUAAAAUUUAAAGACCGUACCAGUCCCACCCCGGGGUCCUUUUCUUCCCCCAGCAACAGCGCCAAGAGGAAUGGCCCCACUCCCGUUUCCGCCCACUAUAGCCAUACUCCACCAGUCCAGAGGCAAAGCGUGAUCCAUCUGCAUGAUGUCAACUCCAAGCCGUCCAGCUUCCAGGAUGAUACCUACAAGCCAGUGGUUGGCACUCUCAAAACCUGUGCCACGUACCCCCAGCAGAACAGAUCCCUGUCGUCCCAGAGCUACAGCCCGGCCCGGAUAGCGGGCAUCCGCACGGUGAACACGGUGGAAUCUCUGACCUAUGCCCUGCCCACGGAACACAAGUCCCAGACGUACACCAAUGGCUUUAACACGGGUGACAUUAGAGACUGCUUGGAGUAUGCCGACGAGGAAGCGCCGCAGACGUGGUUGAACAAUGAUAAAAACAGAGGCCGAAGCACAGUUUGCCCCAUCUAUUCCAUUCAGCAGAACCGUUGUAAGAAGGAGAACUGUUCCUUUUAUGGUCGCCCAGAGACUGAAAAUUAUUGUUCCUACUGCUACAAAGAGGAGCUCAAGAGAAGAGAGAGAGAGACCAAGGGACACCGGCACUGAAGACUUCUGAAGCGCUUCCAAAACCAAUUAGUCUCAUCAUUAUUUUCUUUUUUUUUUUCUUAUGAAAGUAAAAGGUGGAUGACAGAGGAAAAAGCCAGUCCUUCCCAAAGGGAAUGACAGUCACUGUCAAGCUUGUGGCUUCUAUUUGGGGAAAACACAGAAAUCAGAGAUGAAUUUAUCAUAAAGAAUUUAUUUUC